AAUCCAAUUCCAAAUAACUAUCAAAUUUGUAGGUUAGUGAAUUGUUUACUACUUGUUGAAGAAUUUGAAUGGAUUUAACAUAAUUUAAAUAAAUAUAUUUCAAUUCUUCCUCAAAAAACAAUGACAGACAUAAACUUUGAAACCCUACGUACAGAGUACAAAGCAAUCCUCACUCAAGCUUUCAAGACUAAAAAUGUGGAAACAAUCAAAACCAAGAAUAAACAUUUCAAAAGAACAGAUAUAGACUUGAAGAUUCCCUUGGAACAGGCGUUCCGCGACAUUCUCAUUGAAUUAUUAGAAGCCGAAACAGAUGUUAAUACUUUAAAAGGAUAUGUGAAUUUCUGCAUCGAAACCUGCAGACAUGGCCUGAUUACUUCAACGUUACCAGUGCAAAUUCUUGGUGAUAUAUUAGAAGCUCUCACUCUUGAUGCAUGUCAGGAUAUGUUUUCAUUUGUGGAAGACAAUGUAUCUGUCUGGAAGGAAGAGUUAUUCUUCAGUGGCUGUAAAAAUCACUUGUUGAGAUUGUGUAACGAUUUGCUGAGAAGAUUAUCUAGAUCAACAGCAACAAUAUUUUGUGGAAGAAUUUUGCUGUUUUUGGCAAAGUUCUUUCCAUUUUCUGAAAGAUCAGGCUUGAAUAUAGUUAGUGAAUUCAACUUGGAAAACACCACCCAAUAUGGUGCUGAUUCUUCUCAAGAGAGUACUCUGGAGAUUGAAACAGGAGAUAAGAAAAAAAAUGUUGUUCUAGAUUUUACCUUUUACUGUAAAUUUUGGUCUUUACAAGAUUUCUUCAGAUAUCCGGCCCAGUGUUAUGAUAAAGUUCAGUGGAAAACAUUUUGUUCACAUUCCCAAAGUAUCCUCAGUAUUUUUCAAGGGCUCAAACUAGAGUAUGCGGGAAAAGGUAAUAGCUCAUCAGAUCGUAAAGACAUAAUGUACUUCUCUAAAUAUUUAACAAGUCAAAAGUUACUUGAUUUACAGUUGUAUGAUAACAACUUCCGAAGAUUUGUCUUGGUGCAGUUUUUAAUAUUAUUCCAGUAUUUGACAUGUUCAGUAAAAUUCAAAUCAGAGUCUUUUGAACUAAAGACUGAUCAGAAAGAGUGGAUACAAGGUACAACUGAAAAAAUUUAUAAACUACUCAAGGAAACUCCACCAGAUGGAGAAAAAUUCGCAGAAAUUGUUGCUAACAUUCUAUCAAGAGAAGAACAUUGGAACGCUUGGAAGAAUGACGGAUGUCCAGAAUUCAAAAAGCAAAGUGUAUUAACGGGACCAUUAGGAAAGGCACAGAACAGGAGCAACAGACCUUUACUAGGAGAUUUGUUGAAACAAGCAAAUAAAGAGAAGAAGUACUAUAUGGGAAGUAAUGAGCUCACCAAGUUAUGGAAUUUAUGUCCUGACAAUCUUGAAGCUUGCAAAGGAAAAGAAAGAGAUUUCCUACCUACUCUAGAGAAUUAUUUCAAAGAAGCCAUUGAACAAAUAGAUUCUGGAGAAACAAUCAAAGAUGAGAAUAACUUAUUGAAAGAUGGCAACUUUGGCUGGAGGGCUUUAAGAUUAUUAGCUAGAAGAAGUCCCCAUUUCUUUACUUUCAGCACAGUUAUUAUGAAUCAACAAUCAUCCUACUUGGAGAUGAUGGUGAAGAAAAUUGCACAAGAGCAGAAGUCGAAAAAAGAUGGUGUAAACAACAAAGAAGAAACUCAACAGGACAGUGAAGAAAUGGAAACAGAAAAUCUCUUCAAGGAAGAAUCGGAAAAUACAGAGGAUAUGAAAGAAGAUGUGAACACAGAAGAAUUUGUAGAUGAUAAGAAUCCCAGACAAGAAAAUAAAAGCUUGAGUGAAACACAGAUACAAUUCAUAAGUGAGAAGAUCAAGGCUGACUGGAAAAAACUUGCAGUUAAGAUUGGUUACAAACCAGACGAAAUUGAAUAUAUUGUACAAAAUCACCCUACGGAAUUAGAGCAGGCAGAGAAUCUACUAUUAUUAUGGUUUGGUGAUGAUGAAGAUGCCACUAUAGAAAAUCUUUUAUAUAUAUUAGAAGGACUUGAAUUGAACGAAGCUUGUGAGAAAAUCAAAAAUGAAUUUAAUGUUUCUUAAUUUGAAUAAUAAAAUCCAAAUACAUA
Harmonia axyridis is the source of this 2111-nucleotide messenger RNA. It is a transcript of the gene Hpr1, whose product is annotated as THO complex subunit 1. Gene Ontology annotation, molecular function: protein binding. Gene Ontology annotation, cellular component: THO complex part of transcription export complex. NCBI's taxonomy places the organism in Eukaryota, Metazoa, Arthropoda, Insecta, Coleoptera, Coccinellidae. The coding region runs from base 121 to 2085 and encodes 654 amino acids. Gene Ontology annotation, biological process: signal transduction; mRNA export from nucleus; regulation of DNA-templated transcription elongation. The record is from RefSeq and is a predicted model, not a curated record. The transcript is spliced from 7 exons.